AUGUGUGACAUGCAAACAGCAGGAAAGAGAAACGCCCAAGCAAAAGCAAGGAACAUCUAUCGCACUGCGCCUGCUAAUAAGGUUUUGGAGGGAAAUCUAUGUGCCUCUCCUACGUGCGCCAGCACCUUUCAAGAUACCCUAAAAAGAAAGAAGUCCCCUUUCCCCCAAACCGGGACCAAUUACCCGUCCCCCAGCGGCCCGCCCUCCAGCUCCUUCUCCCCAACAAAGACUCGACCCGACCCCUGCCCCGCCUCCUUCCGGAGACCCGGCCCCGCCUCCUCCCGUUGUCUUCCCGGACUUCCCGCAGCAAAACGUGAAAACCAAAUCCGGACCACGCUGUCUCCAGGAGGUCUGGCCCAGCCCGCCCCCAGGCUCCCCACAUCACACACACAAGAACCUCUCGCACCUCCGGGUGGCGGCGGCGGCAGCGGCUCCCGCGUCAGAGCGAACCCUACAAAAUGGCGACGGCCGCUCGAGCCUCGACGCUACCGGGCCCUUUCUCGCGCGCCAGCUCGCGCACGCGUGAGUGCGCACUGCUUCCUCCCGCUUCGCCUCGCGGGAUCCAAGUGGCCAAUCCUGAAGCUGCAUACAAAUGACCGCGCAGCACGGGGGCGGGGCCUGCUGGUGGCGUUGCUGCUCCGCGGAGGCCAGCCCGCCCUCAGCCCGAGCCAGCCAAUCACUACCCUGGAAGUGGUCGCUACUCCUGCGUCAGAACAGCUCUGGACGCCACCACUGCCUAGAGAAGUGGAGGCCCGGGGGGAGUCACUCGCCAUCACAAUGGGUCGCGUUAUUGGGCCCUCUGAGGGGGCGGGGUGCUGAUGACAAAGGCCUGUUGCCCAGGAGUGCAGUGGGGUGUGAUCA
Messenger RNA from Cebus imitator (Panamanian white-faced capuchin), 861 nucleotides. RefSeq lists its product as uncharacterized. The coding region runs from base 1 to 819 and encodes 272 amino acids. The record is from RefSeq and is a predicted model, not a curated record. NCBI's taxonomy places the organism in Eukaryota, Metazoa, Chordata, Mammalia, Primates, Cebidae. The transcript is spliced from 3 exons.